UGUGACAUUAGCAGUUGAGUGCUGUCAGUGUCAUAUGGCAAGCCAAGGCAGCUUCAACUGGUUCAGAGCAGAGGCGGACACGGUUAUUAGUAUUAACCAUAGCGUCCGACGGCGACAGGGCGCUAGUAGUACUCCCGGGGACUCGCUAUUGGGGAUCCUGAACGGAGCUGUGCGCAAUACUGAGUUUUGUACCCUGGCCUUGUUGAUGGAGUUCAUGCAGAGGAGCGGCGACUACUGCCACGCCCAACAUCCCACCGCUCAUUAGGCCCCCAGGGGCCCCAGGAUGUCCAGCUCUGCGCUGUGAAUGUCCAGAGUCCCACCACCACCACCGCCACCGGCCGGCCCUCCAGAUCCACACCUUUGUGUUUCCGGACGGCAACUCCAAAACAGACCAAUGGGUUAAGAGGACACUGGGGGUUCCAGGACAGUGUCAGCUAACUGCAAGCACUCUACAACCCCCCGCCCCUAACUCAUCCCAACUUCCUCACCAUCGCCCACCCACCUGGCCACUUUUUCUCCAUUUCUCUCAUAACAACUGCUCCGAGCACAGAGAGAGAGACAGCAGGCAGGCUUCUCUGGCUGUGGACCGCUGGGGUGCUGCUGAUGGUCCGAGGGGAUCUGCCUCUUGCAGAGUCAAAGCAGGUUGCUGAGUGCUAGCCACUGGAGGACAUUGGAGGAGCAGCGAUAGCCUGUUGCAGAAAGGAGCACGCAGCUGUUUGUGCACACACAUAGACGGACCUCUCACACACACACGCACACACACAUACACUCAGAGGUGUUGUGUUGUUCAGUGGUGUGGAGGCUGGCCCGGCCUGGUUAUUGUGAGGUUUUCCGGCAGGAGGUGGGUGUCAGGGUGUGGCCAGGAUGAAUCGUCCCGCCCCCCCCGUCGAGCUCUGCCACAAGAACAUGCGCUUCCUCAUCACGCACAACCCCACCAACGCCACGCUCGGCACCUUCAUCGAGGACUUGAAGAAGUAUGGUGCCACGACAGUUGUGCGAGUGUGUGAGAUCACCUAUGACAAAACACCGCUAGAGAAGGAUGGGAUCACUGUCAUGGAUUGGACAUUUGAUGACGGUGCCCCACCACCCACUAAGAUUGUGGAUGACUGGUUGAACUUGCUAAAGAACAAGUUCUGUGAGGACCCGGGCUGCUGUGUGGCUGUGCAUUGUGUAGCUGGGCUAGGACGAGCUCCAGUGCUGGUGGCCCUGGCACUGAUUGAGAGUGGGAUGAAAUACGAAGAUGCCAUUCAGUUCAUCCGACAGAAGCGGCGAGGGGCCAUCAAUAGCAAGCAGCUAACCUACCUGGAGAAGUACCGGCCCAAGCAGAGACUGCGCUUCAAGGACCCCCACAACCACAAGAACAAAUGCUCCAUCAUGUAGUCCCGCCAUGGAGCCUUUCUAUUGAGCUGAAACACUGUGAACAUGGACAAAGAUAGCUUGGGCACAAAUGUCUUUUAACUCUGGACAUUUAUUAUAAUGGGGGUUUAUAGUGGCUCCUGUUUCUAUUGUGACUGCAAUCCCUGAUUUGCUGAGCUCUCUGUAUAUCUUAGGGCUGACAUAGCCUUUACAAUAUUACCAAAACAACACACACGUUUUUUUGUUUUUUUUUUCAAAACAGUACACAUACUGUUUCUUUCCCCUCAAAACAACACACAACUGUUUUUUAUUGUCCACAUUUCCUCUUGCUUUGUUUAUGAACUACCAGAAAUAGUUGAAUAUGAAUUUGCCUUCUAAAAAAAUCUUUAAAAAAAUAGUGUUAUGGAAUUUCAAAGGCCACCUAAGUACACAUUUAUAUAUUUUUCAGUUUGUUUUUAAAUCCAAUAUCAAUCACACGUCUUCUCACCACAGUGCUUAUCAUUUAUGCUUUCUCUUGUUUGUAUUUUAAUUUAUUUGUUUUUUUGCUGUUUUGCUUUACCGUUCAGAUCCACGUCCUCUCAACUUCUGAUGAAGAAUAUUUUCAUGGAAGACUACCAAAAUAAUGAUUUUACGUGGCUUAUCUUUUAACGGAGCCAUAUUUUUGUACAUUGUGAAAAUGUAGUCCAGUAGAAUUUGUUGGGUUCGGAUAAGAGUUUGUGGUGAUGGGGCUGGCAGGCUUCCUGAUACUGGGUAAUCUUGUUGUUUGUGUGAGAAUCAUCACCAUGUUGGGAAGCGUGAAUGUGGACAAUUCUUACUGUCUGGACUUGUGAAAUAAAGGCUGCAUUGAUUUGUCCAUGACAAUUGA
Messenger RNA from Engraulis encrasicolus (European anchovy), 2221 nucleotides. RefSeq names its product protein tyrosine phosphatase 4A3b (gene ptp4a3b). The record is from RefSeq and is a predicted model, not a curated record. Gene Ontology annotation, molecular function: protein tyrosine phosphatase activity. The coding region runs from base 865 to 1380 and encodes 171 amino acids. Gene Ontology annotation, biological process: protein dephosphorylation. Gene Ontology annotation, cellular component: cytoplasm; nucleus. The transcript has 6 exons. Lineage: Eukaryota; Metazoa; Chordata; Actinopteri; Clupeiformes; Engraulidae.